UUGUCCAAGAUGGCGUUGAUGGAGGAAGAGGAACGGGCGUUGCUGGAUGAGGAUUCGCUGCCCAACGACCAUGGCGACCCUGCGCGCAAACCCUUGCCGGCGUUGUGCGACCCGCAGCGGCUGGCCCACAGGCUGCUGGUGCUGGCGCUCAUGUGCUUCCUGGGCUUCGGCAGCUAUUUUUGCUAUGACACCCCAGCAGCUCUGCAGACUCAAGUUCAAAGGAAUAUGAAAGUAAACACAGCUGAAUUCAUGGCGUUGUAUGCUUGGUAUUCCUGGCCUAAUGUGUUUCUAUGUUUUUUUGGAGGCUUUUUGAUAGACAGAGUAUUUGGAAUAAGGUGGGGUACAAUAAUAUUCAGCUGUUUCGUCUGUGUGGGACAAGUAAUUUUUGCUGUGGGAGCAAUAUGUAAUGCAUUUUGGCUGAUGGAAUUUGGCAGAUUUGUAUUUGGGAUUGGUGGUGAGUCCUUAGCAGUGGCACAGAAUACCUAUGCUGUGAGUUGGUUUAAAGGAAAAGAAUUAAAUCUUGUUUUUGGUCUGCAACUCAGCAUGGCUAGAAUUGGGAGCACUGUGAAUAUGAAUAUUAUGGGAUGGGUGUACUGGAAAGUUCAAGAUCUGUUUGGUUCUACAGGCCACACAACCCUGGGCAUAGCACUCUUGAUAGGUGGUAUCACGUGUAUCUUUUCCCUAGUUUGUGCUCUUAUUCUUGCUUACCUGGACAAAAGAGCAGAGAAAAUUCUUUGCAAAGAACAAGGGAAAACUGGCGAAGUGAUAAAAAUAACUGAUGUGAAAGACUUCUCAUUAUCGUUAUGGCUCAUAUUUUUAAUCUGUGUUUGUUAUUAUGUGGCUGUCUUCCCUUUCAUUGGACUUGGAAAAGUUUUCUUCAUUGAAAAAUUCAAAUUUACUUCUCAAACAGCAAGUGCGAUUAACAGCAUUGUGUAUGUUAUAUCAGCCCCAAUGUCCCCUAUCUUUGGACUUCUAGUAGAUAAAGUUGGAAGGAACAUCACAUGGGUUAUAUGUGCAGUGGUGGGAACUUUGACCUCUCACAUCAUGUUGGCCUUUACUUUCUGGAAUCCUUGGAUAGCAAUG
Molecule: messenger RNA, 1083 nt
Organism: Thamnophis sirtalis
Lineage: Eukaryota; Metazoa; Chordata; Lepidosauria; Squamata; Natricidae
Source: RefSeq, a predicted model, not a curated record